GCUUGAAUCAGCUCGCCCCAAGUCGUCGCCGCGUGUGUUUUCGCGCGCGUGGUGGUGGUUGUGCAGUGUAAAACCAGAGGAAAACCAUUGGAAAUAACAACAAGUGUGUGUUUGGGCGGCUAGCCGUUGUGAGAUUUCGUUGUUGUUGUUGUUGUUCAGACCAUGUGUAAAAGUGGAAGUGCAUGACCUAGCUUCGUUCGUUCGAUCUUCGUGCGGUGUUUAUUUGUGUGAGGCGCACACGAUCUUCAAAAGAAAUCGACGAUCACCGGGUUUGACUGUGUGGACUAUUUCGGUUCACACAUUCAGUGUUUGGCUGUGAAGCGGCUGGAAGUUUUAUUUUAAAAUAAUAAUAAAGGUUGUCAUUGAAGACAAGACAAGUGCGAGGUGACGUGCAAAGAUCGCGAUUCGCCGUGAGUUCCGGAAUCUGGUUAUUUUUGCUGAGCGGUUGUGCCAUACGUGCUAAAAGCACGAAAAAGUUCGCCGGCGUGUGAUUUUCGCAUAACUCAGCAGGACCCGUAAGGCAGCAUCCAAGCACAGGCAUCAAUCAUUAUUCCUUCAGGACGAACCAGCAGCAGCACCAGCUGAAAGCUGAACAAUGGAGCUUUCGCGAAUAAAAGUACUCUACGGUGGAUUAAUACUCCAGCUGCUCUUCACGAUUGCCGUGCCGUUGCCGUACAACAAAUAUGGCCGCCAGUGCAGCGACAUCGGCUGUCUGUCCAGUCAGGUGUGCGUGAUGGCGUACGACUCGUGCUCCCUGAGCCAGCGCGAAGGCAACGACUGUGGCCGCUACCCGACGUGCAAGAAGAACACCGAAGCCGGACUUGCCGCAGGUCCCAGUGACUCUAACACCGACCUGUACAGUAACACUCCGGACCGUCCCAAGCCGGGAGCGUCGGCGCCGUCGGACGAUGAUGUCCUCGCCAGUCUCGGUCUGAACCCCUCCCAACCCAUCCCCAACAACCGUCCCUCUGGUAACAACAACGGUGGCCACAACCCGUACCAGAAUCCUUACCCCACGCUCCCGCCCCGACAGCCCGCACAACCCGCCCAGCCCCAAUAUCCCGGAGGAGGAAGCAACUAUUACGGCGGUGGUGGUGGUGGUACUGGUGGUUCCUCGCACUACGGAGGCAAUCGCGGUCAAUUUGACGGCGCUGGUGGAAAUAUUGUGGUGCCCAGCCCGAAACCUCCGACGCCAGCUGGCGGCGGUGGCGGUGGCUUCUUCAGCGGUAUCUUCGGUGGAAUUCAGAACGCCGUGUCGAACGCGGUCAAGCAGCAAGUUGGAACGUACAUCAACCAGCGGCUCGGAAUUGGUCCGGCGGCCGGUGGACAGGCCGGCGGUGCCGGAGGACUUGGUGGCCUGCUGGACGCGCGCAACUUUAUCGACCAGAAAAAGUUCGGUGGACUGUUUGCGGAGAAACCGGCGGCGGGAAAUUCGGGUAGCUCGGGAUCGUCGUCGGGUACUUCCGGUGGAAAUCCGUACCCGGUGACGGUGGACCAGCGACCGAUUCAGAGCGUUGUUGGCCAGCAGCAGUACGCUAGCAGAUCGUCUGAACAAUCGUCCCAAUAUGGUCAACGGAAGCCCCAACAGCAGGGAACUCCGGCUCCGUACGGAUGGAAGCUGGAUUAGGUGAAGAAAAAAGAAGAAGAAAUGAAUGAUAUUAACACCACUAAUGAUACUCCACAAACUGGAAUGAUCCAUCACACAAAGCAAAUGAUGCAAAUUAAAAUAAAUAUAUUUCUUUUUUAUUACUAACCCGUAGGUUUAGUUCAAUCAAUAUCCUUCCCAAGAUUUGUUAUUUUUGGUAUCUAAUAAAUUAACAUUGACAUA
Molecule: messenger RNA, 1828 nt
Organism: Culex pipiens pallens (northern house mosquito)
Lineage: Eukaryota; Metazoa; Arthropoda; Insecta; Diptera; Culicidae
Product: translation initiation factor IF-2-like
Exons: 4
Coding region: 596-1627 (343 amino acids)
Source: RefSeq, a predicted model, not a curated record